UUCUCGUCUUCGCUCUGUUGAAGGCUUGCCUUACAUGCCAUUAGCUUCUGUUUGGUGCCGGAGGAUUGAGUGAGCCGAUAGUUUUUCCGCUUUUGAGUCAGCUUUUCGAAGGAACUGGGAGGAUUAUCUUGGUCCGCGCAUUUCUGUCGUGUACGAGGGUGCUUUUUAUUCAAUCGCAGGGAUGGAUUCUCGUUACUCAGCAUUUGCCACACCGGGAUGUUGUUAAUGGGAAGAGAGAAGGACGACCAGUGAGAUUAGGGUCCGUUCGUUUCAUUGCAACAGAAAAAGAAGAAGAAUGAUUUGGAAAACAUUUUCCUAAAGACGAGUAGUUAUAUCGCUUGAUAUAAUUAGUCGACAAAAGCUGUUUUCAUUGUCGACAAUAAUUGAUGCCUAAAUAUUUUCGUGGAUGAUGGAAAUGUUCUUUGUUCAUAUGUUUUUGUGAGCGAUACAAACGAUCAAUAUUUUUUAGGAAAAUAUUUUCCGAAACGUGGGUUUUCUGCGAAACAAAUGAACCCUUACUGUGGAUUGAAAUGAAGUAAUUUUGCGGCAAAAUGGACUGAGUGGUGUGGAAUUUUAGUUCCUGAAUAGGUGUAUGCUGGCCGUGGUGGACUCUGCGCAUUGAUUUGAAUGUUUAUAUGUCCGAAGCUUGCAUAUCUCUGAUUUGAUAUGCAUCUUCUCAUUUUGCUGUUAUGAACAUAUUUUUUCAAAUGUCUUGGUUAUUUUUUCGUGUUCUCAAUUUUUUUUUUCCCCUUUGAUUGUUGGAAUAACAGCUUGUGGUUUCUUCUCCCUGCUUUUUUGCUUUUCCCAGCGACAGUAUUUAAGGGGAGCAGUGGUUGAGAUGCAGAGAGACAUGUCAUGUGAAAUGAGUAUUUUGUUUUAUUGGGAAGCAUUGAAAUCUAUCUCUUUAACACAGGCAUCCAUCUUUCUGACCAUUACAAAACCUUCAUUUCUUCUGUAAAACUCUUGACUUAGUGCAUCUUUCUGAAGAAGUUGUAGCUGUUCAGUCUUCAAAUGUCAGAAGGUGCCAUGGCAGUUGUCAAGCCCGAGAUGAAGUCAUACAUCUGGCUCCAAACUGCGGAUGGUUCAAUCCAACAAGUGGAAGAGGAGGUUGCCAUGUUCUGCCCCAUGAUAUGCCGAGAAGUACUUCAAACUGGCAUGGGAUCUUCAAAAAACUAUGCUAUAGUACUUCCGCAACGGGUCAAUCCUCCUAUCUUGGGCUUAAUUCUUGACUAUUGUCGAUUUCAUCAAGUACCGGGGCGCUCAAAUAAGGAACGUAAAACAUUUGAUGAGAGAUUUAUCCGAAUGGAUACCAAAAAGCUCUGUGAAUUGACAUCUGCUGCCGACAGUCUGCAACUUAAGCCUUUGGUGGAUCUAACCAGUCGUGCACUUGCUCGAAUUAUUGAAGGAAAAACUCCUGAGGAGAUUCGGGAGACAUUUCAUUUGCCUGAUGAUCUCACCGAGGAGGAGAAGUUGGAACCUCUAAGAAACAUUACUGAUGAUCCACGGAUCCGACUGUUGAAUAGAUUAUAUGCAAGAAAAAGGAAAGAGUUGAAAGAGCGAGAGAAAUUGAAGAGUGUGGAGGUUGAGGAGGAGCGUGUUGAUGAACGUUCAGUAGAUGAUCUCUUGACGUAUAUAAAUAGCGGAGAUGGCAAGGGAGUGAGAGCCAAUAAAAGCAAAAAGAAAAAUAGAAGGAGAAAAGACCCAUUAAAAGAUGCCUUGUCAAAUAAGGCGAAUGGUGAUCAUGAGGAUCUGGAAGCUGUGCCCACUGCUUGCUCUCACAGUAAGGCUAAGGAUCUUGAGGUGGCUACACCUCAUAAAGCUUUGAAACUUCAAGAUUUUCCUCUUGGCACCUUUUCCCCUAAGCUUGAAUUUGAUGAUAGUUAUAUGGAUGAUGAUUUAGAUCCUGCAAUGAGGGAAGAGCUUGAUAGGGAGGUAGAGGACUUUGCCCGUCGAUUGAACCCAGAUUGGCCUGAGAGGAUACAGGAGAUUUUGUGUUUGGACCGCCCAGAAAGAAAACUUCUGCCAGUACAUAUCAAUGGUACUAGUUCCAGUUGUGCAUGCAUAAGCUUGGAUCGAAGAUAAUUGGUGAAAGAGAGAUGGUUGUUUUUCAGUAAUCAGAAUUGUCUCCACCUUUUCUUGUUUGAGCUACCUGCGAAUGCAGGGUUGCUCUUGCAAUAGAGAGGAGUUCGAAUACUCUGGUGUGGGUAGUGUGCCAGCAUGCGUACCUAGUUUGCCAUCACCAGAGCCCUUCAUCGUUCUGUGGGCAUAGUGGAUGUCAGAGAAAAGGUGAAGAUGAGAACCCGGGAAAGAAGUGGAAGUAUUUCGAAGUUUUGAUGUGCAGUUUAAGCAGACGCUGCUUAUGUAUCUUGUUUACUUCUCUUAUUGGGUUGGUUUGUAGUUUAUACAUGAUCUUUGGCCGGAUCAUGUGCUUGCUAGGAAUUGUCAAUUCCAAUAAUGAUCCCUUUUCUUUUCUCUUACACAAUUUGGCCGAGCACAUACAGAGGGACAAGUCGUUCUUUUUGUCGAUGAUGUCAUGAUGUUUUCAUACCAGAUUUGCUUCUUCGUCAUUGGCCUCUUAUGGCUUUCUUCAACGACAUUAGCCAUGGAGUUUACAUUUUUCCAAUAAAGUCACUAUUCUUUUGCAAA
Molecule: messenger RNA, 2646 nt
Organism: Eucalyptus grandis
Lineage: Eukaryota; Viridiplantae; Streptophyta; Magnoliopsida; Myrtales; Myrtaceae
Product: SKP1-like protein 21
Exons: 9
Coding region: 1012-2082 (356 amino acids)
Biological process (GO): SCF-dependent proteasomal ubiquitin-dependent protein catabolic process
Cellular component (GO): nucleus; cytoplasm
Molecular function (GO): cullin family protein binding
Source: RefSeq, a predicted model, not a curated record